GAAAUGUGUAUUUUUUUAUAACUUUCAACAAUGAUGCCACCUCGGAAGAAAUAUUUAUUGGGUAUUUUUUAAACAAAAAUUUCAAAAUUUAUACAUACAAUAAAAAUAAGCACAAUCAGUUUGAAAUACACAAAUGAGGGAAAAAUUGAAAAUUUAAGAUUUAAAAGAAAUCAUCAAACAGUGAAAGCAAAAAUAAUGAAGACGUGAAACAUAAUUAUAUUGUAUAUAUGUACAUAUAUAAAUUUAAAAAUUUACAAAACAACAAACAUAAGAAAAACUUCGACAUUAUUGUGUUUAAGGAACAUAAACAAAACAAAAUAACCAUCUGUACGAACAAGAUAUGGCAGCAUUGUCGAGCACGUUGUGUUAAAAUUGAAAACAAAAUAUUUAUUCAAAAUAUAAUUUCAAAUAAUUAUCCUUACUGAAGCAACCUAAACUCCAAAAAAAAAAAAAAAAAAAAAAAAUAAUUAUCCUACCAUUGCACGGGGACGCGAGUAACUUAAACCGCAGAAAAAGGUGUUCCGCAUAUCCUCUAACAUGAUGAAAGAUGAAGGAUUGGAUCAAAAGCCUCCGGUCAUAGCAAAAAAAGCUGGCCCCAAGCGCUAUUUUCAGUCACCUGUUUCUGAAGAUGAGGUGAAACCAAUUAAAUUGAAAAGUGUUAGCCAGCAAAAUUUCUCCGGUGAAAUCAUAAAGGUUGAGCAAGAUAAGCAGCUUCCAUUUAGGAAAGCUUAUCUGCGCAAAGCUAGAGUACCAAACCAAUCUAAAAAGAAUGUUUCAGAUUUGAAAGCAAGGGUAAAAAUUCCAAAAGAGGGUCUUGAAAAAUACUCUAAGGGAGAAAAGGUCAAUUCGAAAGGCGUGAAAACUACGUUUUUUAAGGAAAAGUUAAAGCGUAAAGAAGUUUAUUUGGAAUAUGCAACAGAACAAGCAGCACGCACUGAAAUAUUGCUUACGGAGCAACAAGGUUUCAUUGAGCCAGAAGAGGAAGAGAUCACAGCACAAUACAGGCAGGAAGAAAUUGCACAAAAUGUUGAUAUUCUUGCUGCAUCGAAGCAUUUUAAGUUAAAUCUUGAUUUCGGUCCUUAUUCUAUGCGUUACACUAAAAAUGGCCGUCAUUUGCUUCUUGGUGGACGCCGCGGGCAUGUUGCAGCUUUUGACUGGGUAACAAAAAAACUACUUUGUGAAAUGAAUGUUAUGGAGGAAGUCGUGGAUGUCUCGUGGUUGCAUGUGAACACCAUGUUUGCAUGUGCACAAAAAGAUUUCGUUUACAUUUACGACAAUCAAGGUACAGAACUGCAUUGCGUGAAACGUCUAUAUCGAGUCAACCGUAUGGAGUUCUUGCCUUACCAUUUUCUACUCGCAACUGGCAAUAAAGAUGGUUAUGCAUCUUGGUUAGAUGUGUCUAUUGGCGAGCUAGUAAGCAAUUUCGACACAAAACUUGGGGCCAUACGUUUAAUGCGUCAAAAUCCUGGAAAUGGCGUAGUGUGUAUUGGCGGAGCAAAAGGUGUAGUGUCAAUGUGGUCACCAAAAGUUCGUGAACCACUUGCUAAAUUGGUAUGUCAUUCCACACCUAUGAGUGCUUUGACUGUCGACCCAAAAGGACAAUAUAUGGUUACGGCAGGUCAGGAUCGAAUGGUUAAAGUUUGGGAUAUACGUGCUUUAAAAGGGCCUUUGGCGAGCUAUAGAUUAAGGUUACCAGCUAAUCAAGUUGAAGUGUCACAACGCGGAACUUUGGCUUAUUCACAGGGUACAUAUUGUGAAAUUCAGUCGAAUUUGUUAUUGGGCAAAAAGGCAGAAACGCCGUACCUACGCCAGACAUGUGAUGCUUUUGUGCAUGGAAUGCGUUUCUGUCCAUAUGAAGAUGUUCUUGGUAUAUCUACUGCUAAAGGAUUUCAGUCACUACUUGUUCCGGGUUCUGGCGAGCCCAAUUACGACGCAUUGGAAGACAAUCCUUAUCAGACCAAGUCACAACGUCGUGAACAUGAAGUUCAUGCACUUUUGGAGAAAAUACCGCCAGAGUUGAUUACAUUAGAUCCAAAUGAAAUUGCCGCUGUAGAUGUGCCCACAUUACAAGAAAAAGUUGAUGCGAAGCGAGCACUAUUCCAUUUGAAACCACCAAAAAUAGACUUCAAAUCAAGGCAUAAAAUGAAGGGUCGUGGAGGAAGUGCAAAAGCCUCACGCAACAAGCAAAUUGUUAAGGACCUCAAAAGAAAAGAGUUUAUUGAAGAUAUUAAAAAAUCAAAGCGAAGCAUCCUCGAGCAGAAGCCAAACGACGCAUCUGAUUUUAUACCGCUUGAAACAAGUGAACCAAAAGUACUUGAUCGAUUUAAGCCUAAAACCGCGAGGAAAAAGUGAUAAUUUAAAAUAAGUCACUUGGGAUUGAUCUAAGCUGUAAAAAUUGGAGAUAAACUUAAGACAAAAUAAAUAAUAUGAACUGAAAAAAUUGCAUCACUUCAACUUAUCGUGUGUAUAGGAACGCGAAUAUCCAGCAAAUUAAAAGAAUACGCAACAGUUGUUGUUAUAGGGGACCCAUUUCAAUAUUUGCUCUACUAAGGCAAAAAUUGUAUCUACAAUAAUAAGUCGAGCAUAAUUUUUUUUACUAUUUAUAUACAGUGCAUAUUUUUAUGUACUUUAUUCAAGCCUUUAUUUUAUUUUGGGUUGUGCGAAGUGUUUUAAUACAUUUUGGUAUUGUGAAAAAAUAUUGCAAAUUAAUGGAAUUGAACAUUUAUCUACAACUGGUAAAAUAAAGCCCGAAAAUAUGUACGCCUAUGUACGCCUGUGUUCGCAAUAACAGGAACACGACGAAUUAUUAAAAAGUGUAAAAAAGGGCACAGGUGCAGAAUAGCGAUUUCUCACCCCAGAAAAAUUAAAAAGUAGGGCCCUUUCCCUUUUUCUGAUUUCAAGGGUAUAUAUAACAUUUUGUCCCACUACAUAACUUUAAAUGCCUAUAUAUCGUAAAACAUCAGUAUUUUGAUUUUAACGAAAUUAGUGUACAGUCCCUGUACAGGCAAUUAAAACUAUUUUUAACUGAUGUGCUUAAGUGCAUAUAUAUGUAUACAUAUUUAACCCUUAACAACCGAGAGAUUUUUUUGUAAUACUCGACCAUAAGACGACGGAAAAUUAUAUUAGGUGAAAUUCUAAAACGUUUAUAAGGAUGAAAACUUAAA
Anastrepha ludens (Mexican fruit fly) is the source of this 3164-nucleotide messenger RNA. RefSeq lists its product as uncharacterized. Bases 538 to 2352 code for a protein of 604 amino acids. The record is from RefSeq and is a predicted model, not a curated record. NCBI's taxonomy places the organism in Eukaryota, Metazoa, Arthropoda, Insecta, Diptera, Tephritidae. Gene Ontology annotation, cellular component: nucleolus; small-subunit processome; 90S preribosome. The transcript has 5 exons. Gene Ontology annotation, biological process: maturation of SSU-rRNA from tricistronic rRNA transcript (SSU-rRNA, 5.8S rRNA, LSU-rRNA). Gene Ontology annotation, molecular function: protein binding.